Molecule: messenger RNA, 3830 nt
Organism: Biomphalaria glabrata
Lineage: Eukaryota; Metazoa; Mollusca; Gastropoda; Planorbidae
Product: serine/threonine-protein kinase PLK4-like
Exons: 19
Coding region: 168-2996 (942 amino acids)
Biological process (GO): protein phosphorylation
Molecular function (GO): ATP binding; protein binding; protein kinase activity
Source: RefSeq, a predicted model, not a curated record
UUUGUGCGGUCCUAUAAAUGUUUUGAUGCGGCGCGUUCUUCGAAAAAUAUGGCAACACAUUUUAGAGCUUUCUAUUAGAAAAUGUCUUUAGGUUGUAUCUUUGUUACAUUUUAUUUCUCAUGGAUACCGUCUUAUGAUUUAGAAGAAGGAUAACAUUUCAUUACAAAAUGUCAGAAACUAUUGAGGACUAUCAAGUGCUUAACCUUCUUGGCACUGGUGGCUUUGCCAAUGUUUAUAGAGCCAGAUCCAACUUGACUGGCAAGGAAGUGGCUAUUAAAAUGAUUGAUAAAAAAAGGAUGAAAGCCAGCGGAAUGAGUGGGCGAGUGAAAAAGGAAGUUGAGAUUCAUUCCAGGCUAAAACAUCCAUCCGUCCUGGAGCUUUAUAAUUUUUUUGAGGAUGCCAACUACGUUUAUCUGGUGCUAGAACUUUGUCACAAUGGAGAGCUACAGCGCUAUUUACAGUCCUUGUCACAACCAUUCACAGAAGAGGAAGCCCGAAGACUCAUGCGCCAGAUUGUGGAGGGCAUUUUAUACUUACACUCUCACGGGAUUCUGCACAGGGACUUAUCAUUGUCAAACCUUUUAUUGAACAAAGAAAUGAAUGUGAAAAUAGCAGAUUUUGGUUUAGCUACCCAACUUGAAGGACCAGAAGAGAAACAUUUCACAAUGUGUGGGACACCCAACUACAUUUCACCAGAGAUAGCCAUGAGAAGUGCCCAUGGUCUGGAGGCUGAUGUUUGGUCCCUGGGCUGUAUGUUAUACACAUUCUUGGUGGGCAGACCACCCUUUGAUACAGACGCUGUCAAGAGCACAUUGAACAGAGUUAUCUCUGCUGAAUAUCGUCUGCCAAGUCAUUUAAGUCCUGAAGCCAAGGAUCUCAUUCAAGGAUUACUUUGUAAGAAUCCAAAGGACAGAAUACCACUCAUAGAAAUCCUGGCUCAUAAAUUUAUGACAUCUAAACCUUUGGUUCUAAAGGCCCCACAGCAGGUUACAGAAAUGUCCAUAGACAGUGGACAUGGAACUUUCUCAUCUGGGAAACACAGCAAUGCAAACUCCAUUCCAAGGAAUCAACCAAUGACAGCGUUCCCACUCAGGCGUCAACUACCCAAUCAGUCACAAAUUUUAGAAGAUGAAAAUGAGCAGUAUUGCAGUGGGAGAUAUUCUGACUCUGAUAGGGGCCAUGCUAGUCAGAGCCCUAGUCUAAUCAGCAGCCAUCCUACCAGCCCUCCAGUCAGAGACAGUAGGUCAGAAGAAGAGUUACAACGAAAUUGUGAGAGUUGCUCGUUGCAUCAAGAUAAAGCCAAGGUGUACGGAAACAGACCUAGGCAUGGAAUGCCUCCCAAUGAGUCACAGUCUAACUCUUCAGUUCAAGAAAGGAAGUAUCUGUCCCAUGAAGCUACUGAGAGAAGCUGCGGAGGUCUUCCCCCUCCAGCACUUCUACCCGCCGCCCCUGCACGGCCCCAUCGGGCAUACCACCCUCUACAAUCACUUUCCUCGGGGUCAAGUCACAGUGACUCAGAUUUCAGUUUGAACGCCACAAAAAAAGUGCUCAACUUUGACUCUGUGGCCAGUAGCCUUCAUGAGAGUCUACCCAGGGACAUGUUUAAAAACCCAUCCAACAUGCAGACCCAGGAGUUCGUCUCCAAGGUUCAGAACUAUUUAAGUCAACACUUUCCUCUACUACCUGGAGUUUUGGAAGAUCCAAGACUGAAAUCUUCUGCAGUGGUACAUCCUACUACACACCAGGUAUCAAACCCAAACCAGGAACAGACUGAAACUUAUAGACAAACAAAGGAAUCCUAUAAAUCAUCUCUCAAAGACAAACAGCCAGGCGGUGAAACAGUGGCUCCCUUCAACACAUCACGGCUGUCUCCUUGUCGCCAAGAGUUACCCAAUGUAGUGUUUCACAUCACCUCUAAUCAUGAUGUCUACUUGGAGUUUAUCAAACAAAGCAAGUCAGGGCAGAAAGCAAUGGUGUCUAAAGUCAUGGCUAUCUCAAGUGAUGGAAUGAAGGUCAAACUGUACAAACCUAAAGGAGGAAAAGCUAUUCCAGUCUCGGACCAGCCUCCCCCUGGACCAGACAACUGCGAGACCUAUAUACAUCCUGACAUGCCUAAAGAAUAUUUAGACAAGUAUCGCUAUGCUGCCAGAUCCGUAGCAGUCAUCAGAUCCAAGACCCCCAAGGUGAUCAUGUACACAGACAGGGCCAGAUACAUGUUGAUGGACAACUCGCCCGAGCCAGACUUUUGGGUCGACUUUUAUGAUGAUGUUAAGUUUCAUUUAAGUCGUGAAAAAAACAUUUUGAAAAUCAUAGAGAAAGAUGGACUCUCGAGGAUUCUGGAGGUGAAAGAUGUGCCUACGAGAUUGAAUGAGGACAGAUUGGAAAUGUGGGACUUGGUACAGAAGCAUUACAAGUACUGUUCUGCUGCUGAGGCCAAUAUGUUAGCUCUGGAAUCAACCAUUUCUUCCAAUAGCAGUAUUUUUCCUCUUUCGCUUGGAAGACCUCCCAAAAGAAGCACAAUCCCCAAAAGUUCAAAAGUAUCCAGUGAGACUAGAGUCACGGAGUCCUGUUCAAGUACUCAACCCAAAGUUCAGUCAACACCUUUUGAUGACACAAUGCUCAGCACAGCGUUAGGUAAUGUGACUCUAGACAAGACAGUCAAGACCAACUCUACACCCUCCUCUGUUGUAUCGUCUGGCAGCAGUAGGACUCAGCCAAAGCAGCAAAGUCUUACAGUUUUUGUAGCAGACGUGGGCUGGGCCACGCAGACCAGCAACGGGGAGGUCACAGUGUGUUUUCAAGAUGGCACGCAAUUAAAUGUGAAACAGGCUGGGACUAAUAUUCUAUUCACUGAUGUUGAAGGCAAAACAUUCAAGUUUGAAAAGUCGCACACAGUUCCAGACUUCGUCAAGCUCAAGUUGAGUAAACUGCCGUUCGUCUUUGAGAUGCUGCACAAUAAAUCUCUGUCUCAGUCCACCAUUUCUUCUUCGUCGUAGCCACAGGUCAAGAUAUUUCGGAUUGUUCCAUUGUUUUAGCAUUUAUUCCAAAAUCUAUUUCUACCCUCUGUAUUGUAAGUGCCUUACAGUAGAAGCAUGUCUACACAUCACUAUUGUGAUAGCCUUUUAAUUUUUAAAUAAUUAUUUGGUUGAUUAACUAUAUUUUCUGUUAGUUUUAAAAAAAAAUCAAUGCCUGCAAUCCUUAAACCUUUUUGUGUAAAAAAUUUAGAAUUUUAUUUUGUAAACAAAUAUUUUAUUACUAUUAAUGAAUAAUGGAAUUUUUAAGAUGUAUUUAUAAUUUAAGUCUGCUAUAUUUUUUUAAACAACCAUUAACAUUUUAUCACUUUUGUCAUUAUAUUUAAGAUAACCUUCUUGACUUUGUUUUAGAGAUAAAUGCAUUAUGUUUUGUUGGACAUAAUGUCUGAUAUUGUUUGAUAUAAUGCAUUAUGUUUUGUUGUUGGACAUAAUGUCUUUUGUUCUUGUCAAUUGUACAUACAAUUUCACUGCUGUUUAUCAGGCAAUGUGCCAUAACUCCUUGUAUAGUAUGUAUAUUUAUAUUCUGUACAGCUUUGUAGAGUUACCUUCCAUGUAUACUUCAUUUUUCUUUUACUUAGGGUAAGUCACACACUUGUCAUGUUCUAGAUGUUAGUCUCAUUCAACAUUUUCACUGCCAUGUGUGUUCAAGUAUUGAAUUAGGUCUCUUUGAUUUCAAAAUCCUGUAAGAAGAAUACAUGUCUCCAGUGUAAAUGUUAUGUUGAUACCAGGCUACUAGUUGUUGAUUUUAGAUAGUGAAUGGUGCUAUGAUUCAAAUAAAUUGAAAUGUUAGUUCUAUGA